Peronospora belbahrii is the source of this 1278-nucleotide messenger RNA. NCBI's taxonomy places the organism in Eukaryota, Oomycota, Peronosporomycetes, Peronosporales, Peronosporaceae. The record is from the annotation of a GenBank genome assembly.
AUGGUGUCUGCCUUUCGCUCUGCCGUUGCGCGACUGACUCCGAGUCUUGCCGUAUUUCUUGGUGGUGCGACACUCGGUAUGACACAAUCGAGCGUCGCUUACAGUGAGGAAAAGUGUGACUUGCGUGAUCUAGAGUUUGGCGUCCCGCACGACCGCAAACGCGUGGACCCGUUCUCACCUUUCUUUCCAUCCGAUAAACAUCCGUGUACACACGCAGGUAUGUUUAUUCCUGGCUGCCAUGAGCUUAAAAUCUUCUCGGGCUCGUCACACUUUGAGCUCGCUGACGACAUUGCACGAAGACUGGGCACACGCGUGGGCAAGAUUACAUUAGGUCGCUUUGCAGACGGUGAGGUGCAGGUGCAGGUGGGUGAGAGCGUGCGUGGCAAGGACGUGUAUUUGGUGCAGAGUCUGGCUAGUCCUGUGAAUGAUAACAUCAUUGAGCUGCUGCUGAUGGUCAGUACUAUGCGUCGUGCUAGUGCCAAGAAGGUGACCGUUGUGCUGCCGUACUACGCGUACAAGCACCAUCGUCGUGCCAAUCCGGCAGCGACUAGUUUGAACUCGAAGUUUAUCCAAAGCCCUGCUGCUGACAUUGCCAAGAUGCUGGAGGUUAUGGGCGUCGACCGUGUUAUUGCCGUGGACAUGCAGAUGCGUGUGGAGGGCCACGAGGCAUGCUUCUUCAGUUCGGACAUACCUGUAGAGACCAUUGAAACUAUUAUGGCUGGUGUAGAGUACUUUGCUACGCAGGUGUAUCUACGUCGCCCACUCGUAGUAAUGGCACCGAAUCCAGAGUGCUUACGUCGUGCACGUAUAUUCCAGACGGGCCUCAACAAAUGGCUACCGGACUCGCCUGCGCAGUUCGCUGUGUUCUUCCAUGGUACUGGCAAGAAGGAGACGACCGAGCAGUCCCACGCAGAUAUUGUGGGCGACGUUAAGGGUGCCGACGUGAUUGUCGUGGACGAUCUGAUUGACACGAGCGAGACGCUGUCCAAGCUCACAAACCUUGCACUGAGCAGAGGUGCCCGUAAGGUUUAUUGUUUCGCGUCGCACCCGCUGCUGAACGGUGAUGCCGAGCGUUUGAUCGAGGACUCGAAUGUGUCACAAGUGGUUGUUAUGGACACAAUUCCGGCGGAUCCGAAGGCUUUCCAUACCAACAAGCUCAAACGUCUUUCGGUUGCGCCCAUGCUGGCAGAGCUGAUCCAGGCUGAACACUUUAAGGCACACUCAUACAUCGAUAAGGUGAAUUCACGCGAAGACUUUAAGUAUGUGCACCACUAUUAG